Messenger RNA from Neltuma alba, 1817 nucleotides. Its product is annotated as pentatricopeptide repeat-containing protein At3g06430, chloroplastic-like. Gene Ontology annotation, molecular function: mRNA binding; protein binding. Bases 62 to 1543 code for a protein of 493 amino acids. Lineage: Eukaryota; Viridiplantae; Streptophyta; Magnoliopsida; Fabales; Fabaceae. The transcript is spliced from 2 exons. The record is from RefSeq and is a predicted model, not a curated record.
AAGGGUAAGGCCAGCUCUGGGCUGAGGAGCGAGGACGCAGCACUGAGCUUCAUGCUUUCCCAUGGCUUCAAUUUCUCUCUCCUUCUCUUCUUCCCUCCUUCCCUCCCCAAUUUCUAAGGACAAAUGCAAGAUCCACCAUAUCCCUAAUCCUGUAACCCACAACCCACCCCUUCGGAUUAUCCGCUGCGCCACUGCGUCUCCAUCGUCGAAAACUUCUUCUUCUUCCUCCUCUUCGGUCGCUAAAAAGAGGCACUGGAAAGUAGGUGAAUUUCCGGGUGUUUCCAAAACAACUUUACCUGGCAGUGAGAGGAGGACUCCAAUUAAGAAUGUGAAGAAGAAGCUGGACCGAAAGGUCAAGGCUAAGGCGUGGGUCAACACCGUCACUGAAUGCUUGGCUGAUAGAAUUGAUAAAAAACAGUGGCUUCAAGCUCUUGAGGUAUUCGAGAUGCUCAGAGAGCAACCCUUUUACCAACCAAAAGAAGGGACUUACAUGAAACUCAUUGUAUUGCUUGGACGAUGUGGCCAACCUCAACGUGCACAUCAGCUUUUCAACACUAUGGUUGAAGAAGGUUGUCAGCCUACUUCUGAACUUUACACGGCUUUGCUCGCAGCAUACUGUCGCAACAAUCUUAUUGAUGAAGCAUUUUUAACUCUUAAUGAGAUGAAGAAGCUCCCUCUUUGCCAGCCUGAUGUUUUCACUUACAGUACUUUAAUUAAAGCUUGCGUGGAUGUUUUGAAAUUUGAUUUGGUUGAGUCGCUGUAUGAAGAGAUGGCGGAAAGGUCUAUCACCCCAAACACUGUCACUCGAAACAUUGUCUUAAGUGGAUAUGGCAAGGCAGGGAAGUAUGAUCAGAUGGAGAAAGUGCUGUCAAAUAUGCUGGAUAGUACAACGUGCAAGCCUGAUGUGUGGACAAUGAACACAAUCAUCAGUAUCUUUGGUAACAAGGGCCAGAUUGAUAUGAUGGAGAGAUGGUAUGAAAAGUUUCGAAAUUUCGGGAUAGAACCAGAAACACGCACUUUUAACAUUUUGAUCGGUGCUUAUGGAAAGAAAAGAAUGUAUGAUAAAAUGUCCUCUGUGAUGGAGUAUAUGCGCAAGCUUCAAUUUCCCUGGACAACUUCAACUUAUAACAAUGUGAUCGAGGCAUUCGCAGCCGUCGGGGAUGCUAAACACAUGGAAUAUACAUUUGAUCAGAUGCGUGCUGAGGGUAUGAAAGCUGAUACCAAGACUUUCUGCUGCCUUAUCGAUGGUUAUGCCAAUGCAGGUCUCUUCCAUAAAGUAAUUAGCAGUGUUAACUUGGCUAAGAGGUUUGAGAUACCUGAGAAUGUCUCAUUUUACAAUGCCAUCAUCUCUGCAUGUGCAAAGGCAGAGGAUUUGAUCGAGAUGGAGAGAGUUUUCAACCGUAUGAAGGAUAACCAGUGCCAACCAGAUGACACUACAUACUCUAUCAUGAUUGAGGCCUACAGCAAAGAAGGUAUGCGUGACAAAAUUUACUAUUUAGAGCAGGAAAAGCAAAUGAACACUGAGGAUAUAAACAGUGGGUAAGCUAGUGAAUGAAAUUCAUUUUGUUCCUACUUAGAAUUCAGAGUGCACUACAUCCAUACUUGUAAAUGUCCUUCAAUUUUUUCCUUUUUUUUUUUUUGGGGAGCAGCUCUAGUCUUUUUUCUUCCCUUUUGACGUUGAAUGAGUUAUCAGUUGAGUAAUGAAGCUCCAUUUUCUGGAUGAAUUAUCAGAAGUCCUGCUUGACUUUGCUUUUCAAGUGUAGUUUUACUUUGGCAUCCGUUGUACUUGGCAGAUGAUGGAAUUUGGGUUGUUCUUU